Molecule: messenger RNA, 441 nt
Organism: Acaulospora morrowiae
Lineage: Eukaryota; Fungi; Glomeromycota; Glomeromycetes; Diversisporales; Acaulosporaceae
Source: the annotation of a GenBank genome assembly
AUGAGGUUUAGCAGCAAGGAGAAUAGAAGUCUUGAGCAGCUCAAAAAUGAAUUACUGUCAGAAAACCCUAGUAUAAGAAUUCAUACGCAUCAAUUAGAUGUACGUGAUAAAUCCUCUGUAGAUUCGUUGGUUCCAAGCUUACCGACGGAGUUAAAAGAGAUCGAUAUUUUGAUAAAUAACGCCGGAUUGGCUAUUGGAAUGGAUAAAAUUGAAGAUAUUUCCUCGGAUGCUAUCGAUACAAUGAUUGACACCAAUGUUAAGGGUUUGUUAUAUGUUACCCAAUCUAUUCUUCCAGGAAUGAAAGAACGUCAAAAAGAUCAUAUAAUUAACAUUGGAUCUGUGUCAGGAAAGCAGGCUUAUGCAAAAUGGCAGUGUAUAUUGUGCAUCCAAGCAUGCUGUCAACGCUAUUUCGAGAGCUUUACUUCAAGGGUUGGUGAAUAA